GAGAGAAACUCCGCUUUUCCUAGUCGCGGUUGGUCGACGGUGGUUGGUGUGGUGUCGGCCAUGACGGCGGCGGGCGCGUAGGAACUAAGGAACAUCGAGGGCAGUGCCGCGGUAGUAUUCGAUGCGGUAACGUUGCUGCUGGGUGGAUCUGCUCUUUAUUCGCGUCGUCGUCGUCUCGCGAUUACGUUCGCGCGGUGAGACAAAUAGGUGGAGGAAGGUGGGAAGAGCGGUGGAGAGCAAGAGGGAGAAGAGAGAGAGAGAGAGAGAGAGAGCGAGAGCGGCGGGCGACGAGAGGAGGAAUCUGUCGCGCGGCGCGCGUCCGGGGCGGCGUCCGCCGGUAGUCGCGUCAUUCGCGCGAUACGCAAUUUCUCCAUAUCGCCGCCGCCGAGGAACUAUUUGAAAAUGGCGCGAGUAACAAGGGCCGUGGCCCCCGCCGUUCUGUACGGCGUCGUUUCGUGAUCUGGAGAACCGGAGGAUCACCAGCCGCCGCUGCCGUCGCCGAACUGACCUGUCGAUUUGGGGCGCACGAGAGAGCGAGAGAGGAAGAGAAAGGAGAGAGAAGGAAAGAGUUGUUUAUACGUGCUACGCAACGCAACGCUACGCUACGCUACGUUACGGCGCAGCUGGUGUGUCUGUCGCCUGUCUCUUCGACUUCGACUUCGACUUCGACUCGGCUGCUUCGGAGUGCCAAGCGGAGAGAACCAAGCCCCGUUUCCCUCCUCCCGCCUCCUCCCGCCGAUCGUCCGUGUCAUUGUUCGCCGCUGCUGCGUCGUCACGAGCACGGCGGAGGCUGCUCUCGCCGCGUAUCGCAGGUAGACGAAUAGAACGAAAACAUGCCGGAAGAACAAAAGACCGCUGCUGCUCCAGUGGAAGCAACGGCGGAAAAUGGGACUGGGACAAACUCGCCCACGAAGAGCCCGGUUAGCAGAGGAAAGUUGGCUCUUGCCAAAGUUACUCUCCUCGAUGGUACUGUAAAGGAUUUUUAUAUUGAUAGGAAGGCGAGGGGCCAAGAACUUCUCGAUAUGAUUUGUCAAAGCAUGAAUCUGCUGGAGAAAGAUUACUUCGGCCUUAUCUACGAGGAUAGACACGAUCCGCGCAAUUGGUUGGAUCUUUACAAGAGAAUCACGAAAUUUGUAAAAACUGAACCAUGGAAGUUCAACUUCGAAGUGAAAUUCUAUCCACCGGAUCCGGCUCAAUUGCACGAGGAUAUCACGCGUUAUCAGUUAUGCCUGCAAAUUAGAAACGAUAUUAUUACAGGGCGUUUACUCUGUUCCUUCGUGACACAUGCUCUCCUGGGCUCCUAUUUGGUUCAAUCGGAAGUUGGAGAUUACGAUCCCGAGGAACACGGAAGAACAUAUUUGAAAGAUUUUAAAUUUGCCCCUAACCAAACACCCGAAUUAAUCGAGAAAGUGAUGGAUCUCCACAAGACGCAUAAAGGUCAAACACCCGCCGAGGCAGAAUUACACUAUCUCGAAAAUGCGAAGAAAUUGGCUAUGUAUGGUGUGGAUCUUCACCCCGCGAAAGAUUCGGAAAGUGUUGAUAUAAUGUUAGGUGUUUGCGCUUCGGGCCUUCUUGUUUAUAGGGAUCGUUUAAGAAUUAACAGGUUUGCUUGGCCGAAAAUAUUGAAAAUAUCUUACAAGAGACACAAUUUUUACAUUAAAAUCAGACCGGGCGACUUUGAACAGUUUGAAUCCACAAUCGGAUUUAAAUUAGCGAAUCACAGAGCAGCGAAAAAGUUAUGGAAAGUGUGCGUGGAGCACCAUACUUUCUUCAGACUUAUGAGUCCAGAACCUGUGAAGAAAGUGGGAUUAAUUCCACAUUUAGGGUCUCGUUUUCGAUAUUCUGGAAGAACUCAUUAUGAAACGAAAAAGACUCCUAUCGAUAGGCAACCUCCGCAGUUUGAAAGGUCUUUGAGUGGCCGACGACUUACAUCCAGAAGUAUGGAUGCAUUAGGUGGGCCUAAACCAGUUGAAGCGUAUGGUUCCGAACCAAGCAAACGACAUACUAUGAGUUACGAGCCUGAAAUGCUUCCCGAUGAUAUAGAACAUAUAGACAGACGGCCUAGUCCAAUCAAGAAGCAAAAAGAGAAGCUCACACGAAAAACAAGUGCGGGAACAACAUCAGCUAGCAGUACCAGUAGCCUGGAAGGAGAAUACGAUGCAGAUCGUGGGAGAAAGAAACCGGUCGGGGGAAUCGCUGUCCUACCGCCCGGUGGUGUAUCAAAGAAGAAGAAGGACAAACAGAAUGAAAAUGAAAAGGAAAAUCACAAUGAUCUGAAUAAUACUGAUCUGAUUAAUGACAAUGCUCAUCUUGACAGUAUUGAUGAUAAAUCACUAUCUAAAAAAGAAUCAAAAAAGAAGGAUAAAGAAACCCCCGAAAAAAUGGAUAAAGAAAAGAAGGAAAAAAUCAAGAGUCCUGUUGGCGGUUUCCUGUUUAUCAAGAAGGACAAGGAUAAGAAACAGAAAAAGAACAAAGAACUCGAUGAAUCUACGGACAAAAGUGAUGCCGAAUCGAAUCUUUCUACGUUGGAGAAACAGAGUAAAGAAGUCGAUAAGAAAGUAGAUAAAAUCCAAGAGCCCAAGUCGGAUAAGAUCCAAGAGACAAAGUCGCCUCAGCUUCCUGGUUAUACGAAACCUUACGAUUACGAAGAAACGGAAGCUUCGCCUACAAGAAAACCGUUCACCCCACUUGGUUUUACGUACGAAGAUCGACCUGCAUCGCCAGGUGUACAAGACCAACCAUCGCCUACGUCAGCUAGUCGGAAAGCUACAGGAUUAGCGUUCAAUUAUGCUCCAGGAGAAGAGAAAAAGGUAGCAGAAUCCGUGGAAAAGAGGAAAACGAAGGAAGCUGACAAACAAGCACCAGGAUUGAAAACACCAGGGCUCAAUUAUGUGGAGUCUGCUGGCCUUAAAGAGCAACAAAAGAGCGCUGCGAAACCAGAUACCGAGAAGAACCUAACGACAGCUUUGAUUGCUAGUGAACGUCAACAUGGAGAUGCUAUCGGCCAAUCUGUAACAGUCCCAUCGCCAGCGCCAGUGGAAUCUAAACCAGAUUAUCACAUUCUGCCUCUUCCCGAUGGCUCAAGGAUCAUCGGAGGUGUGAUUUAUACCAAAGAAGGUAAACCGUUAGAUCAGAGCCACCUCGGACCAGACGGUAGCAAGGUAGUAGAUGGCAAAGUUUACGGAAAAGAUGGUAAACCGUUGAAGAAAGCGGACUUCGGGCCGCAUGGGAUUCACGUCAGCAAUGGUAUAAUUACUGGGAAGGAUAACAAACCUUUCCAUCAGGAGAUAUUGGGUACAGAUAGAAAUUCAAUAAAGAAUGGAAUUAUUUAUUAUCCUAAUGGUGAAGUGGUGAAACAGUCUUUCCUUGGGCCGGAUCAUGCAGUCGUUAAAGAUGGGAAGGUAACACAGAAGAACGGUAAACCGAUUCAACAUUGUCCCUUAGGUGCAGACGGAACGUACGUGAAAGAGGGUCUCAUAUUUACGUCAGAAUCUAAACCUAUGACUAAAGGAUCGUAUGAUGCGGACGGAAAGCAUAUAGUUGCCGGUGUAGUGUGUAACGAAGAAGGCAAGCCUUUGAAUCAGAUCGCGAUUAUACCCGACGACACAUUUAUUUGUGACGGCUUAAUACAUGGACGGGACGGAAAACCACUUAACACGGGCAAAUUAGGUCCUGAAGGCCAUUACAUCGCAGAGGGAAAAAUUUACUCGAAAGACGGUAAACUGAUUAAACAUGAGUCCUUCAGUUCUGACGGAUCUGUCGUGAAAGACGGUAUAAUUUACUCGAAAGACGGAAAAUUCCUGACUCAAGGAUCCUUGCUACCAACCGGUGCUCAUUUAAAGGAUGGCAAAGUAGUCGGCAAGGAUGGUAAACCCAUCAAGCACGCGUUUUAUAAAUCUGAUGGUAGUUUCGUGAAAGACGGUGUGCUAUAUGGAAACGACGGCAGACCUUUGAGUCAAAUUCCAUUGAUAGCCGAUGGUUAUUUCAUCAAAAAUGGUUUGGUGCACAACAGAUACAAUAAGCCCUUGUCUCAAGGUCUCUUUAAGCCUGACGAUCUUAUAGUCAGGGAAGGUAUAUUACGCAACGCGGAUGGUACAGUAUUGUCAAACGCUACGCUCGGUCCUGACGGAUUUGUAGUGAAAGAUGGCACAAUUCUGGGAAAAGAUGGUAAGCCAGUAAAACACGAAUCAUUCGGUUCAAAUGGAAAUCAUAUAAAGAAAGGUAUCGUUCUCGCGAAAAAUGGAAAGCCGCUUAAUCAAGAUUCGCUGGUGCCCGAAGGUGCGGCUAUUAAAGACGGCAAGAUAUGUAGCAGGGACGGGAAAGUACUAAAAUUCUCAUUCUUUAAACCGGACGGUAGUUAUGUCAAGGAUGGUCUUAUUUACGGUAGCGAUAAUAAACCAUUGAGCUUGAACGCAGGUUUACCGGAAGAUAGUUUUAUCGUCAAUGGCGUAAUAUUCGAUUCUUCGGGAAAACCCUUGAGCAGAGAUUCAUUUGGAUCCGAUGGUUCGUAUGUCGCGGGUGGAUUGGUCUACAGUAAAGACGCUAAAAUCGUGGCACAAGGUGUAUUCGGUCCCGACGGCAACACGAUUCGAAAUGGCGUUAUCAUAGGAAGAGAUAGCAAGCCUUUAACACAAGAUGACAAGGGUCCAGACAAUAUAGCGGUCGACAAUGGAAAGAUCGUGGAUAAUCGUGGAAAUCCGAAGAAUUUGUCCUCGUUAGUACCUGAAGGAUGUUAUAUACGAGAUGGAGUAGUCUACGAUAAAAAUGGACAGCUGUUGAAGCAAGGUGCCUUUAAGCCAGACGGAUGUUAUAUUCGGGACGGUCUAAUAUAUGGAUGGGGAGGCCAAUUACUGAACGCGGGAUCCGAACUACCCGGUGGCAGCUAUAUCGAAGAGGGUAGGCUAUAUGGAAAAGACCGUAAACCCUUGAAUCAUGCUGCGUUUGGUAUCGAUGGUAACUUCAUCGAAAACGGUGUCAUUUAUGGAAAGGAUAGAAGACCGCUCGGUCACGGCACGUUCAGCAAUGACGGCAGUUACAUACAAAACGGUUUACUAUAUGAAUCAAACGGAAAGCCAUUGACCAAGAAACAGUCCAUAAUCACCGUUACAUUUGUCCGCUACGGCCUGGUUUGCGAUGAUGAUGGCAAACCAUUGAGAUACGGCAAUUUUGAUGAUGAGGGCAGCGUGAUCAAAAACGGCAGGAUUUAUGAUGACGCGGGAAGAUAUCUCGACAAAAAUAUUUACGGCAUGGACUGUAGCUUCAUUAAAGACGGUCUGAUUUACGAACGCAACGGGAAGCCUUUCACUCACGUAAACUUGCCGCCGGAAAGCAGUUUCAUCAAAAACGGCAAGGUUUACGACGCGAACGGUCAGCCAUUGACGCAGGAGGCAUUCGGACCGGAAGGUCUUAAAGUUAUACAGGGUGUCGUGGUAGACAAAACUGGGAAACCGGUGAAGCGGGCGAAUUUCGAUUUCGACGGGAAUAUUGUCGAGGAUGGAAUAAUUUGCACGCCUACUGGAAAACCGCUCGAUAAACAUUAUACGACUAUCAUGAAUACGACAGUGCGUGAAGGACUGGUAUGUGACAAGGAUGGAGACCCAAUUGGACAAGCGCCGUUCGAAACUAACGGUGGUUUCGUCAAAGAUGGCAAGAUAUAUGACAAAUUUGGAAAACCAUCCGAUCAGGAGCUCUUUGCCAUGGACGGAUCGUACGUAAAGAACGGUGUGGUAUAUGGAAACAAUGAUCAGCCGAUAGUGGACAGCACGACAAUAUUGGAGGACUUGAAAGUAAUGGUGAAACCUAUGAAAUUAAAGAGACCCGCGGUCCCAGCUGUGAUACCGACAAUCGUGAAAACAACGACCAAGCAAUCGGUGGUCAAGGAUCAGGAAGGUGUGACGCAAAAUAUUCAGGAAAAAAUUGAGGAUCUUACACCCGGUGGUACAGGUCAAGUCACGGUCUCCACUCACGUCAACAAGGCAGAGGCACCAGAUGAUGGUAGAACUCCGUACAUGACAGCGACAGCUGUCACUACACGGACCGCGACGAUGCAUGAAGAUCUCGAGAAGAAUCAGAAGACAAGUCAGGUAGAGGAAAAAACUGUAGCUCAUACAACCGCGACUAGUGCAACGAGACAAGAACAACGUGUAGUAACACAAGAAGUUCGAACCACGAGUCAUGUGCUUUCCGGCGAGCAGCUGUACUCACGAAGGAUAAGUUCGUCGAGCUCGAGCAGCGGAGAUUCGGGUACCCCGAUUGAUCUUGACGAUGACCAACAGGCUUUCUACAAUCAAUAUUAUCAGGGAGAUCCAGCUGUGAUUGCAACAGAGAAGCAUGUUUAUACAGGAGAACCGGAUAGUAACGUAACAACGACAACUACUGUACCUGUAGUGGCAACUGAAACAAGAAAAGUAGCUCUCGAAAGUGAAGAUGGUAACUAUAGUGCCACAGGAGAGAUAGUCAGUACGCAAACCAUAUCUAGCAAAACCCGUACUGUUGAAACUAUCACGUACAAAACAGAGAAGGAUGGCGUAGUUGAGACCCGAGUGGAGCAAAAGAUAACGAUACAAUCAGAUGGCGAUCCGGUUGAUCACGAUCGGGCUUUGGCAGAAGCGAUACAGGAAGCUACUGCUAUGAAUCCGGAUAUGACAGUAGAAAAGAUAGAAAUACAGCAGCAAACGACGCAGUAAUUAGUGGAGGAUUGUCCGUCGUACAUACAUAAAAGGGCACUCUUGGUCUAUAAAUAACAAACGAUUCAUAAUCUUACAGACUAGGAAAACAAAUUGGUAUUUACAGUAUAUGCUACAUAUUGGAUGCAUUGUUUAAUGUGUCGUAAAAAGAACCAGACUGAAAUGCUAUAAAAAAAUGUCGAUAAGUCUUUAAAUAUUUUAUCAAGUUAAUACAAAGCAAGGAACAAUACUAAGCUUUAUAUCUUUUCUCUUAAGGUCAAAGAAAAUUCUGUUUGCGGCUUGCCCGACGAUUCGAGCUUAAACUCGAUUGAAAAUCGAGUUUGAUAGUUGAAAGAAAUAAAAUAUUGAUGAAAUCUUUUUAAAGAAGAGAGAAUGGUACCUCGUACUAUAAACUACAGUGUUCAUAUUAAAGUAACUAAGAAAGUGUAUUUAUAUACACGAGGACAUAAAUAUUAUAUAAUGUAUACAUAGCUAUGUAUGUAUGUAAACAAAGGAUAAACUAUUUAUACAUAGUUAUGGCGAUAAUUAUAUAUAUAUAUAUAUAUAAAUAUAUAAAAGACGGGGUGCCCUGCAACUUAAGAUUUUGAUAAUGAGUAUUUCAUAAUAAUAAAAAGAGAAAUAAUUGCAGUCAUACAAAAAAUAACUAAUACAAUAUAAAUUAUUGAAAAUUUUACAGUAAAGUAACAUCAGAAUAUUCGAAAUUUGAAAUACUAAUAUCGAAAUAUUGAUAGUCAACCAAGUCUAUUUGAAAUAUAUUCCCUUCGAUUUAUCGGAAUCCUUUGUCCUCUAACGAAAACUCUUAUUACUUUCUCUCUUUCAUCUUUGAGUGUAAUAUAUUACAAGUUGUUAAUACUAACUAAAAUAUGCUGAGUCAAAAUAUUCGUAUAAAGAAACGAGUAAAAUAUGUUGUAAUGGGUUAUAUAUAUUAUAUAUAUAAAACAUAAUUUUAUCGAUCCGUUAAAAAAAAAACUCAAAGAUGAAUUGAUAGAAAGUAAGAUUAAGUAAUAGUUAAACAAAAUAGCUCUACUACAUAUAUUGUCUGUUGUAAUGCUUAAAUGCAAUAAGAUAAGCUUCUCGGCAAAAAGUAUAUGUAUAGUUUGACUAUCUGUAACAUUGAUAUUGGCUUUCCAAACGAUUAUUACGUAACAUUGUGUGACAGAGUCAGAAUAUAUGUUACAUAUUAAUAUAUAUACAUAUAUACAUACAUAUAUUGCUAAUAGAUAGAAAUAUUUGAUAUCGUCAAUUUUGUACAUUUAAAAAAUGUUAGUGUUAUGUUACAGGAAAGAUACAAAAAUUAUGUUGGUCGAGUAUUGUAUCAUUUUUUAUGUUGCAGCUAUAUAUAUAAUAAUGAGAGAUAUACAAUAUAUUGGCGGAAACUGUACAUUUCAUUAUAUGUUCAAUUAUUAUGAUUAAUAUAAAUAGGCUCAUAUAUGUAUGUAUAUAUGUAUGUACGUAUGUAUGAUGUAUAAAACUUUAUACCAAGAGCAAUGACAUGCAUUGGUCAGCGUAUAUGUCUAAAUUUAGCUGUAGCUUAUGUAGUUAUAGAACUACAAUUUUACAUAAACUUUCAUUAGUUUAGUGAUUUAUUUUCCAUUGCGAUUUGAAUAAAAAUAAAUCUAACAUACAUUUUCAAUGAAAAGAAUGGUGCAUUUUAAUUUUUGCAGCUUUGUAUAAACUUUAAUUUAUGCAAAUUAUUUUAAACGAAAAAAAUCAUUACGCGAAUAUAGUAUACCGUAUUUUACCAGGCUUGUGUAUACCUUUGUUCUUUGAUGUAUUAUUUUUUAUUAAUUAUAAAUAGUAUUUUAGAGUCUAUUUCUUUGAUUUUAUUUAUUAUAGAAACUAAUUACAAAGAGAAUAUAUAUAUUUUCUCGAAAAAUAUAAAUACUUUGUUUAUAGGUACGAAUGUACUUUAAACGAAAGAAGCUUCUUGUUUUCCAUUUUUUUACAUUUAUAUUUUUAUAAAAAUGUAGAUUGUUAAUAUCCCUAAAAAUUUGAAAGAAUAUUUGUUCUCAUAGUUUUUAUUCUUACCUAAUACUUUGUUUUGUUGCUACAGAAAGUAUAUAUUUUAUAUAUAAAAUACUGAUUAAUAUUUUUUUUUUUUUUUUUUUUUUUUAGGCAUAGUCAGUUCUCUAGAGUAAACUAUUUCCGUCUAGAUUUUAUUUAAAUGAAGUAACAAUAUAAGGAACAAAGGAUUAUUACAGCCUAUUUAUAUAAGAAAUUUUAUAUUACUGAUCGCUUGCUCUAUACAUUACAUGAUAAAUGGCGAUAUGAUAGUUGCCUGUGUGCCACAAAAUAUAUAUUGGUUCAUUACAUCUCUCAUUACUAUUUCAUGAUAUAAGAUUAUAUCUUUAGAUACGCUCAAGACAAUGCUAUGAUUUUAUAUAUAAUUUCCAAUGAUUACUAGUGAAAUGAUUACCUGUUCUUUACGUAUACACAUAUCGCGAAACAGGUGUCUCAAGAUUCUGUGAAUAACAUUUUAAUGAGCUGCAUAUCAUUUUUCGGUUUCCUCUUCUUUAUCGUAUGAAAACUAAAAGAUGUUUUAUAUUAUAUCUAACAUUCCAUGCUUAUAGUGACUAACAUAUAUAUGUAUGUCUUAUAAAUAUUUGUAUUAUUUUUGUUAUUUAUUCCUGUUUUUUAAGAAUAUACUUUUAUGUUAAGUCUGCUUGGAGAACACACGUGUAUGCUUAUGUAAUAGCAAUAUAAUUCCAAGUCAGUAAAAUAGAAAGGUAAUUCAGAUUUCUCCAAUUGCGAAAAUACAAAUAUUGCUUAUUAAUUUUAUAAAUCGAUGCAAUGAAUUUAUACAUGAAUAAAUAAUCAUAUAAGCUUUACAAAUGAUGUACAGAUCUUCAAGCAGCGUACAAAUCUAGUUCGUAAGUUUAUACUUUAGCACUUUUGUUGUUUAGUUUAUUGGAAAUAUUAUAUUGCAUAUUUAAUAUGUAAUAGUUACCCAGCUUAUAAAGAUUAAUUAUAUUUUUAUUGCAUUUGAACACUUUGUAUCGUGUGACAUCGCGAAUUUAUACACAUUUAUUUUAUAUUUAUCUGUGACCAAUUUUAUUUAAUAUGUACAUUACAGUAAAUUCAUAUAUAUGAAAGUAA
Messenger RNA from Solenopsis invicta (red fire ant), 9782 nucleotides. RefSeq lists its product as uncharacterized. Bases 834 to 6686 code for a protein of 1950 amino acids. The record is from RefSeq and is a predicted model, not a curated record. Gene Ontology annotation, molecular function: actin binding; structural molecule activity. Lineage: Eukaryota; Metazoa; Arthropoda; Insecta; Hymenoptera; Formicidae. Gene Ontology annotation, cellular component: plasma membrane; cytoskeleton. The transcript has 15 exons.